CCCUCUCAUCCUUCACCUCAAUUCAGUAUAGAUCCAGUAGAUCAAGAUGAAGUUGGUCUCCAGUCUCCUGCCGCUUGCGGCACUCACUUCUGCCUUUGUCGUACCUGACCAGCAGAUUACGGAGCAGCUUGCUCUCCAAUCCCAGAAAGAGCCCCAGUCCUACUUCAACAGAUUCCAAGGUAGCGUUGAAGAAGCUUGGUCUGGUGUCGAAGACACCUUCAACAACGCCGUUGCAUUCUCCGAAAAUGCUCUCGACAACGCCAUCAAUGCUGUGUCUGGUGCUGCCAAUGAGGCCAAGGCAAAGUUCGAGUGUCAUAUGUCCAUGGAGAAAUGGGAUAUUCAGGGAUGGCUCGACUCAGCCGCCUCUACAAUUGAAGAUGUCGAUAUCUUUGAGACUUCCAGACCACACGACCCUCACCACAAACCACAUCACGGCCACCACGCUCCGAACAAGACUGUCUACGAGCUUAUCACUAGCAGCAAAUAUACCACAAAAUUUGCUCAGCUGAUCGACGAAUACCCCGAUUUGGUUAAGACUUUGAAUGGCACUGCUGCCAAUUACACAGUCUUUGCACCAACAAAUAAGGCUUUCGAGAAGAUCCCGGAGCACGGCAGGAAGCCCUCCAAGGAAUUGCUCAAGAAGGUCCUUGCAUACCAUAUUUCUCCAGACUUCUACCCAGCUGGACGGGUCCUGGUUUCACACACCAUCCCCACGGUAGUGGACGAGGGCUCUCUUGGAGGUGUGGCCCAGCGUCUCCGUGUUGGUCUCAGCCUUAAGGGCUUGCUUGUCAAUUUCUACAGCAAAGUUGUAGCCAUCAACAUUUUUGGCACUAAUGGUGUGAUUCACGGCGUCGACUCGCUUCUGCUCCCACCACCGCCCGCCCUCAAGAUCAUCGAGCUCUUCCCAACAGAAUUCAGCACCUUGCAGCUCGGGUUGGCCAAGACCGGUCUCUUCGACGCCAUUGCCAAGUCACACCACGAAGGCGGAACCUUCUUCGCCCCUUCCAACUUCGCAUUCAAGAAACUCGGUCCUAAGGUCAAUGCUUUCCUUUUCAGCAAGUAUGGCGAGAAAUAUCUCAAAGCCCUUCUGAAAUACCACAUCGUAGCCAACCAAACCCUCUACUCGGAUGCCUUCUACAAAGCCAAGAGCGAGGAUGGAACAGAUGUCAAGAUCACCGAGGAAGUAGACAUGGCUGGGAUCCCCAAGGGACAUUUCCACGUCGAUCUACCUACCUUACUCGAUGAUAAGAGUCUGAGCGUCGACCUUGCAAGGUUUGGAGGCUUUAUCAACAUCAAGAUCAAUGGGUUCAGCAACGUGGCUGUACAGGACGGCAUCGCCAAAGAUGGGGUCAUCCACGUUGUGAGCUCCGUCCUCAUUCCUCCCAGGGCUCCCGGCGGGGCACAAUAUAUGGGUGAGGAGAUGAGUGUCGAGGAGUUUAAGGCAAGAUUCGAUGCCUUUGAUCAGGAGUUGUAAGAUGUCCCCUCGGAAAUGGAGACUCAAAAAAUGAAAAUCAAAAAUUGUAUAUGUAUUGGGUAGGGAAUGGAAUCUUAGCUUAGGUGUAUCAAUUUCCCUGUUAUAGAAAAAUGUAUAAGUAACGACCGCAUAUGAGGCUUCUAUU
Molecule: messenger RNA, 1619 nt
Organism: Amorphotheca resinae ATCC 22711
Lineage: Eukaryota; Fungi; Ascomycota; Leotiomycetes; Helotiales; Amorphothecaceae
Exons: 2
Coding region: 47-1474 (475 amino acids)
Biological process (GO): macroautophagy
Cellular component (GO): fungal-type vacuole membrane
Source: RefSeq, a predicted model, not a curated record